CUGUCAGUCCUGCAGGCUGAUGGUUGUUGAUCCUUCCCCUGUUCACAAAGCUGAUUGAGUGGAUGAAAGUCGAGCCUUGGCAUGUCAGCGAAACCUCAGAAACAAAGCACCAUGUUUUCCAUUUUUACCAAGAUAAAAGAACGUGUUGAGGCUUUUCUGAAUGAGAAGAACAUCGUAACUGACUGCCUCAACAAAAUUGAGGAAAAAAUUGGAAUUAAGAAGCGGUAUCUCGCAAUAGGAGCUGUUUCUGCAACUGGACUGUACUUGUUGUUUGGAUAUGGAGCCUCUCUGCUCUGCAACUUGAUUGGCUUCGUUUAUCCUGCAUAUUUCUCUAUAAAGGCUAUCGAGAGCCCAAACAAAGAUGAUGACACACAGUGGCUAACUUACUGGGUGGUGUACGGAUUCUUCGGCGUGGGGGAAUUCUUCUCAGAUAUCUUCCUCUACUGGUUUCCUUUCUACUAUGUGUUCAAGUGCCUGUUCUUGUUGUGGUGCAUGGCCCCGUUCUCCUGGAAUGGCUCUCAGGUGCUGUACAGGCAUGUGGUGCGCCCAUUUUUCCUCAAGCACGAGUCCUCUGUGGACAAUAUGGUCAGCAAUCUUAGUGGGAAGGCCAUGACGGCCGCAGAAUCUGUCACGAGAGAGGUUCUUCAAAGUCUGGCAAAAAACAGGACCAUUCACCCAACUGACAGAGCCGAGCCACCCAAAGAACUUCCCAGUUCAUCUCCUAAUGAACCCAGUAUAGACUAAAAUCCAUGCAGGAAGCUGUUUCCUCUCAUACCAAAUCUCUGUGAGAGACAGAAAGAAAUGGAUCUACAUUAAACACCAGCAGAUCUUCAGCAGACCUGAGAAAAUGUACUGGUCAGCACAUGCAGUAUGUUUAAGUGUCAUUUACAUCGAUCAGCCAUAACCUUAAAACCACCUCCGUGUCGAUUAUCACAGCUCCACUUACCAGAUAGGUGCACUUUGUAGUUAGUUGUAUUUUGUAGCACUUUGUAGAGUGUAGUUUGUCUGUUUCUCUGCAUACAUUGUUAGACCCCUUUCAUCCUGUUCUUCAGUGGUCAGGACCCCCCUGGACCCUCACACAUGGGGGUGGAGUUUAGUGUGUGUUGCACUGGUAUAAGUGGACACAGCAGUGCUUUUAAGUUUUUAAACCGUGUCCACUCACUGUCCACUCCAAUAUACAGCCAACAGCAUCCUGUGGACAGCAUCCUGUGACGACUAAGGACGGACUAGAGGGUGACCAACACAAACUGUGCAGCACGAGAUGAGCUAUCACCUCUGACUUUACAUCUACAAGGUGGACUAGAGUGGACGGUUAAAUACUGCAGCAGCACUGCC
Pygocentrus nattereri (red-bellied piranha) is the source of this 1335-nucleotide messenger RNA. RefSeq names its product receptor accessory protein 6 (gene reep6). The transcript has 8 exons. The record is from RefSeq and is a predicted model, not a curated record. The coding region runs from base 82 to 744 and encodes 220 amino acids. Lineage: Eukaryota; Metazoa; Chordata; Actinopteri; Characiformes; Serrasalmidae.